This is a messenger RNA of Geodia barretti, 750 nucleotides long. The record is from the annotation of a GenBank genome assembly. NCBI's taxonomy places the organism in Eukaryota, Metazoa, Porifera, Demospongiae, Tetractinellida, Geodiidae.
AUGCGUUUCGGCAUCCUGGUCUUCCCGGGAACCUGGAGCGAUACCGACUGCCACCACGCCGUCAGCGGAGUGCUGGGGCAGGAAGCCGACUAUAUCUGGCACAAAGCGGAUAGCGUCGACGGCUACGACGCCAUAAUCGUGCCGGGCGGGUUUUCCUACGGAGACUACCUCCGCGCCGGAGCCAUCGCCAGAUUUUCACCGGUGAUGGGCGCGGUGCGCGACUUCGCCGCCGAGGGCGGUUUGGUCAUCGGCAUCUGCAACGGGUUCCAGAUCCUGUGCGAGGCCGGUCUCCUGCCCGGCGCCCUGCGACGCAACGGACACCUGGAAUACCGCUGCCAGUGGACACAUCUGCGCACGGAAAGAGCAGAUACGCCCUUCACCAGCCGGUGCAGCCAGGGACAGCCGCUGGCCGUGCCCGUGUCCCACGGGGAGGGCAACUACUACGCGGACGCGUCCACCAUCGUCCGGCUGGAGGAGCAGGGGAGAAUCCUGUUCCGCUACUGUGAACCGGAUGGAACGGUGACCGAAGGCGCCAACCCCAACGGAUCGGUGGACAACAUCGCGGGCAUAGUGAACGAAGGCGGCAACGUGCUCGGCAUGAUGCCGCACCCGGAGCGAAGCUGCGAGGCGCUGCUGGGUUCGGACGACGGGAACCUCAUCUUCGGAUCGAUGAUCGACUUCGGAUCAGUGAUCGACUUCGGACCGACGAUCGACUUCAGCUCGACGAUCGACGCCGGAGCCAAUCGCUAG